CUGGGCGGCCGCUAGUCCUCGCCUUCGGGUCUCCAUGCCUCGGCUGCGCCCUGCUCGGCAGCCAACCGCCCGCAAACUGUAGCCAUGGCUGCCGUUGCCGUCCUCCGGAACGACUCGCUGCAGGCCUUCCUCCAGGACCGCACCCCCAGCGCCUCCCCGGACCUGGGCAAGCACUCACCCCUGGCGCUGCUGGCCGCCACCUGUAGCCGUAUAGGCCAGCCGGGCGCUGCGGCGCCCCCGGACUUCCUGCAGGUGCCCUACGACCCGGCGCUGGGCUCGCCCUCCAGGCUUUUUCACCCGUGGACCGCUGACAUGCCGGCGCACUCUCCGGGCGCGCUGCCGCCCCCACACCCCAGCCUGGGGCUAACGCCGCAGAAAACGCACCUCCAGCCGUCCUUCGGGGCGGCGCACGAGCUGCCGCUCACCCCCCCUGCCGACCCCUCGUAUCCCUACGAGUUCUCGCCGGUCAAGAUGCUGCCCUCCAGCAUGGCUGCGCUGCCCGCCAGCUGCGCGCCUGCCUACCUGGUGUUGGGUCCGUCGGACUUUGCGCAGUACCAGAGCCAGAUAGCCGCGCUGCUGCAGACCAAGGCCCCCCUGGCGGCCACGGCCAGGAGGUGCCGUCGCUGCCGCUGCCCCAACUGCCAGGCGGCGGGCGGCACCCCCGAGGCAGAGCCCGGCAAGAAGAAGCAGCACGUGUGCCACGUGCCGGGCUGCGGCAAGGUGUACGGCAAGACGUCGCACCUGAAGGCGCACCUGCGCUGGCACACGGGCGAGCGGCCCUUCGUGUGCAACUGGCUCUUCUGCGGCAAGAGCUUCACGCGCUCGGACGAGCUGCAGCGGCACCUGCGGACUCACACGGGCGAGAAGCGCUUCUCCUGCCCCGAGUGCGGCAAGCGCUUCAUGCGCAGCGACCACCUCGCCAAGCACGUCAAGACGCACCAGAACAAGAAGCUCAAAGGCGCCGAAGCCGGAGUCAAACGGGAGGACCCGCGGGACCUGUGAGCCCACCCGGGGGGCGACCCAGGCCUUCCCCGCCUCAUGCUCCCAGCACCUCCUCCGGGGGCCUGUGGGCAGCUGGCUGAGGGGAGACCCGACAGAGACACGCGUCCUUCCUGUCCAACUCCUAGCCUCCCUGGCCCAGCCCGUGGACAGGGACCCUGUGCCCAGGAGCAGCAGGGGAGGUAGGGUUGGGAGCUCUGCGUCACGAAAGGGUGGUUUCAAGCUCUGAACCAUUCCCACCGUCCUGGAGACCUGCAGUUUUGGGGGACUGCCUUGGGCUGGCCUUGUAUAUAGGAAACGCUGCUGAAUUAGAGCGGAAGAACCUUGGGAGAGUUGAAGUAGUGCUGGGUUUUUUGUUAGGACAGGGCCGGGCUUUGUACAGGUUAUUUAAUAGCUUUGUUAAAGAAUAAUUAUAAUAAUUACAAUAUUAAUAAAAAUGUUACUUUUGUCAGCUCCAUGCAGAGCUACAGCAUGAAAUGUCUAUGUAAAGCAAUCAGCAGUUGCAGCGUGAAAAUAAAUACGUUAACUCCCGGUCCCCUCGGGAAGACCCCGCU
Miniopterus natalensis is the source of this 1553-nucleotide messenger RNA. The record is from RefSeq and is a predicted model, not a curated record. NCBI's taxonomy places the organism in Eukaryota, Metazoa, Chordata, Mammalia, Chiroptera, Miniopteridae.